Messenger RNA from Fusarium pseudograminearum CS3096, 867 nucleotides. RefSeq lists its product as uncharacterized. The coding region runs from base 1 to 867 and encodes 288 amino acids. The record is from RefSeq and is a predicted model, not a curated record. The transcript is spliced from 5 exons. NCBI's taxonomy places the organism in Eukaryota, Fungi, Ascomycota, Sordariomycetes, Hypocreales, Nectriaceae.
AUGGCUGCUCCUCCCAUUCUUCCAGUCGCUGCCCCGAUGAAACCUCAUGGUAAAAAGAUCGAGGAUUUUAGGCCAGGAUACCCGAGGUUUACCUCACUUAUCUCGUCGCAUGAUUCUUUCUUCCUGUUUCGGCGGUUUAGCAGGCUUCGAGCUCGCCUUCUCUUGAUAAAGCAAAACAAGUUGGCUGUCCUAGAGAAGAAGCUUGAUGAUAUUGAUGAUGCAGAAACCUUUCCACUCUUCCUGGGCAAGAGCAGUAUCGACAAAAACCAAGAUCGGCUAUCCGUAUUGGCUGAUAUAGAAUCGAAUCUGGCUGAAUAUGACGAAUUAUUAGAGAGAACAGAAAGAACACUCAGCUUUGCUCGUGCUGAGCCAAGAGACAUACAAAGCCUGAAGAGAUGGGUUGAUGGCAACGGAUGCGUGGCUAAAGACGAGACCUCGUACCUAUUGAAUGAGAAGGACCUGCUCUCGUUGUCCCCCAAGCUUGAUAACGCCAUCGCCCGGUUCGAAGACUGGAUAGAGGACAGGGUUGUGCAAUUCCUCCGGCACUCGAAAAUGGCAAGUCCAAGAAUCAUAAGCAGCCAUGUCUCAUCGGAUCCAAACGUCCAUAUAUACUCUGGUCCAUACAUAAAGCGUGCCGCAAAGACAUUGCUGAUAGGCUUGGCCACCGCGUUGCUGCUACUUCCCAUAGUGAUCUGCAACCUUGUCACAGAUCUUUCUAUGCGUCUGAUGAUAGUGAUACUCUCGACGGUUGUCUAUCUAAUCGUUAUUUCUGGGUUGACUCGUAUCAAGACGAUUGAACUUAUUGUCGCCGGAACAACAUAUGCGACUGUUCUCACUGUUUUUGUGUCAGGGACAGACGGAAAAUAG